CCCCCAUCAACAACCCCCCCCCGGCCAUCCCUCCCUUCUUCCAAGGCCUCUGGGACUGGAACAAAGGUGUCAUCAGCUGGCCUCCAGCUUGGGCAGGGCACAGAGCCCAGGAUAGAUAGGAGGGAGGGAAGGAGGCAACAUGUGAUCCCCAUGGACUGUCCUACUAGGCUUUGGGUUCCUCCCCAAUCCAGAUUAGCUCCUCCCUCCUACCCCAGCCUGUCAGGUGGCCUGCCUUCCCUCUCCCUUGCUAUAAGGGCCAGGAUAGCUGGUAGAGAACAGGUACCCAGAAACUUUGGUCCAAGCUGGGAGUCCAUAGCUCCCACCUAGCAGAUAUCCCUUCUUUUGGGGGCAAAGACUCAACAAAUCUUUCCAACCCAGUCCAGCUCCCUCUAAUACUACUAUGUCGGCUAGAGAGGAAGGAGCAGUAGCGGCUCCAAACCAGAAACAAGAACCCAAGUCUAAGUCUCAGUCUCUAGGAAAUUUUCUAGGAAGCUUGCCCCUCUUUGGCUCAGCCCGAAGCCUAUUUUCUUCUAGUUCAUCGAAAGGGGCUCGUGGGAACAUCAAGUCGGGACCUAACUCCCAACAGAGUUCCACUGCAGAUGUGCACAACCCCAGAAACCUAGCCAAGCUGGAGGAGAAACCACCAGGAAAUGAAAUGCCUGAGGCAAAGAAGAUAUACUCAAAGGUGACAGAGGAAAAAGACUCAGUCAUUCCUGGGGUGCCCAAUAUGAUGGACAUGACCAAAGGCACAGUUCAGGGAGGUUUGGACUCCACCAUGUCAAUUGUGAGCAACACCAAAAAUACUGUGGGCAAAGGAGUCUCUGGUGCUAUGGACACAGCAAAAGGGGCAACCCAGGCUAUUGCAUCAGGCACCAAAGGUGUCAUCCAGAGUGGCUUAGAUACUACAAAAAACAUAGCAACUGGUACAAAGGACACUUUCUACACUGGAAUCACUGGAGCAAUGGAUGUAGCCAAAGGAGUAGUUCAGGGAGGUCUAGAUACCUCAAAAUCAGUCUUAAGUGGAACCAAGGAUACUGUCUUGACUGGAGUCACUAGUGCCACAAAAGUGGCCAAGGGAGCCAUCCUAAGUGGCUUAGACACCACUCAAAAUAUAGCAACAGGCACUAAAGAUACUGUUUGCAGUGGUCUGACUGGGGCUAUGAAUGUGGCCAAAGGAGCUGUCCAGAGUGGCUUGGAUGCUACACAAAACAUAGCAGCUGGCACCAAGGACACACUCUGCACUGGUGUCACUAGUGCCACAAAUGUGGCUAAAGGAGUUGUCCAAGGAGGUCUGGACACCACAAAAUCAGUUCUAGGUGGAACCAAGGACACUGUAUUGACUGGAGUCACUGGUGCCACAAAUUUAGCCAAGGGAGCUAUACAGAGUGGCCUGGAUACUACCCAAAAAAUAGCAACCGGUACUAAGGACACUGUCUUGACUGGAGUCACUGGUGCCAUGAAUGUGGCCAAAGGAGCUGUCCAGACUGGCGUUGAUGCUACACAGAACAUAGCAGCUGGCACUAAGGAUACUGUCUACACUGGAGUCACUAGUGCCACAAAUGUGGCCAAAGGAGUUGUCCAAGGAGGUCUGAAUACUACAAAAUCAGUUCUAGGUGGAACCAAGGACACUGUCAUGACUGGAGUCACUGGUGCCACAAAUUUAGCCAAGGGAGCUAUACAGAGUGGCCUGGAUACUACCCAAAAAAUAGCAACCGGUACUAAGGACACUGUCUUGACUGGAGUCACUGGUGCCAUGAAUGUGGCCAAAGGAGCUGUCCAGACUGGCUUUGAUGCUACACAGAACAUAGCAGCUGGCACUAAGGAUACUGUCUAUACUGGAGUCACUAGUGCCACAAAUGUGGCCAAAGGAGUUGUCCAAGGAGGUCUGAAUACCACAAAAUCAGUCCUAGGUGGAACCAAGGACACUGUCAUGACUGGAGUCACCGGUGCCACAAAAGUAGCCAAAGGAGCUAUACAGAGUGGCCUGGAUACUACCCAAAAAAUAGCAACCGGUACUAAGGACACUGUCUUGACUGGAGUCACUGGUGCCAUGAAUGUGGCCAAAGGAGCUGUCCAGAGUGGCUUUGAUGCCACACAGAACAUAGCAGCUGGCACUAAGGAUACUGUCUAUACUGGAGUCACUAGUGCCACAAAUGUGGCCAAAGGAGUUGUCCAAGGAGGUCUGAAUACCACAAAAUCAGUCCUAGGUGGAACCAAGGACACUGUCAUGACUGGAGUCACCGGUGCCACAAAAGUAGCCAAAGGAGCUAUACAGAGUGGCCUGGAUACUACCCAAAAAAUAGCAACCGGUACUAAGGACACUGUCUUGACUGGAGUCACUGGUGCCAUGAAUGUGGCCAAAGGAGCUGUCCAGAGUGGCUUUGAUGCCACACAGAACAUAGCAGCUGGCACUAAGGAUACUGUCUACACUGGAGUCACUAGUGCCACAAAUGUGGCCAAAGGAGUUGUCCAAGGAGGUCUGAAUACCACAAAAUCAGUCCUAGGUGGAACCAAGGACACUGUCAUGACUGGAGUCACCGGUGCCACAAAAGUAGCCAAAGGAGCUAUACAGAGUGGCCUGGAUACUACCCAAAAAAUAGCAACCGGUACUAAGGACACUGUCUUGACUGGAGUCACUGGUGCCAUGAAUGUGGCCAAAGGAGCUGUCCAGAGUGGUUUGGAUGCUACACAGAACAUAGCAGCUGGCACUAAGGAUACUGUCUAUACUGGAGUCACUAGUGCCACAAAUUUAGCCAAAGGAGCUAUACAGAGUGGCCUGGAUACUACCCAAAAAAUAGCAACCGGUACUAAGGACACUGUCUUGACUGGAGUCACUGGUGCCAUGAAUGUGGCCAAAGGAGCUGUCCAGACUGGCUUUGAUGCUACACAGAACAUAGCAGCUGGCACUAAGGAUACUGUCUAUACUGGAGUCACUAGUGCCACAAAUUUAGCCAAAGGAGUUGUCCAAGGAGGUCUGAAUACCACAAAAUCAGUUCUAGGUGGAACCAAGGACACUGUCGUGAUGGGAGUCACUGGUGCCACAAAUUUAGCCAAGGGAGCCAUCCAGAGUGGCCUAGACACUACCCAAAAAAUAGCAACUGGCACUAAGGACACUGUCCUGACUGGAGUCACUGGUGCAAUGAAUGUGGCCAAAGGAGCUAUCCAGACUGGCUUGGAUGCUACACAGAACAUAGCAGCUGGCACUAAGGACACUGUCUGCACUGGAGUCACUAGUGCCACAAAUGUGGCCAAAGGAGUUGUCCAAGGAGGUCUGGACACCACAAAAUCAGUUCUAGGUGGAACCAAGGACACUGUCUUGACUGGAGUCACUGGUGCCACAAAAGUAGCCAAGGGAGCUAUCCAGAGUGGCCUGGACACCACCCAAAAAAUAGCAACUGGCACUAAGGACACUGUCUGCACUGGUGUCACUAGUGCCACAAAUGUAGCCAAAGGAGUUGUCCAAGGAGGUCUGGACACCACAAAAUCAGUUUUAGGUGGAACCAAGGACACUGUCGUGACUGGAGUCACUGGUGCCACAAAAGUAGCCAAGGGAGCUAUCCAGAGUGGCCUGGACACCACCCAAAAAAUAGCAACUGGCACUAAGGACACUGUCUGCACUGGUGUCACUAGUGCCACAAAUGUAGCCAAAGGAGUUGUCCAAGGAGGUCUGGACACCACAAAAUCAGUUCUAGGUGGAACCAAGGACACUGUUAUGACUGGAGUCACUGGUGCCAUAAAUGUAGCCAAAGGAGCUAUCCAGAGUGGCCUGGACACCACCCAAAAAAUAGCAACUGGCACUAAGGACACUGUCUACACUGGUGUCACUAGUGCCACAAAUGUAGCCAAAGGAGUUGUUCAAGGAGGUCUGGAUACCACAAAAUCAGUUCUAGGUGGAACCAAGGACACUGUUGUGACUGGAGUCACUGGUGCCACAAAAGUAGCCAAGGGAGCUAUCCAGAGUGGCUUGGAUGCUACACAGAACAUAGCAGCUGGCACUAAAGACACUGUCUUCACUGGUGUCACUAGUGCCACAAAUGUGGCCAAAGGAGUUGUCCAAGGAGGUCUGGACACCACAAAAUCGGUUCUAGGUGGAACCAAGGAUACUGUCUUGACUGGAGUCACUGGUGCCAUGAAUGUGGCCAAAGGAGCUAUCCAGAGUGGCCUGGACACCACCCAAAAAAUAGCAGCUGGCACUAAGGACACUGUCUACACUGGUGUCACUAGUGCUACAAAUGUGGCCAAAGGAGUUGUCCAAGGAAGUCUAGACACCACAAAAUCAGUUCUAGGUGGAACCAAGGACACUGUUGUGACUGGCUUCACUGGUGCCACAAAAGUAGCUAAGGGAGCUAUCCAGAGUGGCUUGGAUGCUACACAAAACAUAGCAGCUGACACUAAAGACACUGUCUGCACUGGUGUCACUAGUGCCACAAAUGUAGCCAAAGGAGUUGUCCAAGGAGGUCUGGACACCACAAAAUCAGUUCUAGGUGGAACCAAGGACACUGUAUUGACUGGAGUCACUAGUGCCAUGAAUGUGGCCAAAGGAGCUAUCCAGAGUGACCUGGAUACCACCCAAAAAUUAGCAACUGGCACUAAGGACAAUGUCUUGACAGGAGUCACUGGUGCUAUGAAUGUGGCCAAAGGAGCUAUCCAAAGUGGUUUGGAUGCUGCACAAAACAUAGCAGCUGGCACUAAGGACACUGUCUGCACUGGAGUCACUAGUGCCACAAAUGUAACCAAGGGAGUUGUCCAAGGAGGUCUGGACACCACAAAAUCAGUUCUAGGUGGAACCAAAGACACUGUCUUGACUGGAGUCACUGGUGCCAUGAAUGUGGCCAAAGGAGCUGUCCAGAGUGGUUUGGAUGCUACACAGAACAUAGCAGCUGGCACUAAGGACACUGUCUGCACUGGAGUCACUAGUGCCACAAAUAUGGCCAAAGGAGUUGUCCAAGGAGGUCUGGACACCACAAAAUCAGUUCUAGGUGGAACCAAGGACACUGUUGUGACUGGAGUCACUGGUGCCACAAAAGUAGCCAAGGGAGCCAUCCAGACUGGCCUGGAUACCACCCAAAAAAUAGCAACUGGCACUAAGGACACUGUUUUGACUGGAGUCACUGGUGCCAUGAAUGUGGCCAAAGGAGCUAUCCAGGCUGGCUUGGAUGCUACACAAAACUUAGCAGCUGGCACCAAGGACACUGUCUGCACCAGUGUCACUGGUGCCACAAAUGUGGCCAAAGGAGUUGUCCAAGGAGGUCUGGACACCACAAUAUCGGUUCUAGGUGGAACCAAAGACACUGUCUAUAGUGGAGUUACUGGUACCAUGAAUGUGGCCAAAGGAGCUAUCCAGAGUGGCUUGGACACCACUCAAAAAAUAGCAGCUGGCACUAAAGACACUAUCUGUACUGGAGUCUCUGGUGCAAUGAAUGUGGCCAGAGGAGUCAUCCAGAGUGGCUUAGAUACUGCACAAAACAUGGCAACUGGCACUAAAGAUACUGUUUGUGCUGGAAUCACUGGUACGGUGAAUGUGACUCAAAGUCUUAUCCAGGGAGGUCUAGACACCACAAAAUCCAUUGUGAUAGGAACCAAGGACUCUGUCUGCCGUGGUGAGACUAAGGUGGAGCAUGUGGCCAAACAGGCCAUUGAGACUGGAUUAGACACUGCCCAAUUAAUUCCUACUGUCACCAAAGAUGCUCUGUCUGGAGGAGUCUCCAGUGCAGUGGACCUGACUAAAGAAGCUGCUCAUGGAGGUCUGGAAAUCCCCAAGGUAGCUGCAAAAGGCACCACGGGUCUGGCCUCCACUCUGAUGGAUCUUGCCAAAGGGGUCAUCCAGAAAGAAGCAAAUGUACCCAAUUGCCCUGGUCUAAGUGAAGAGCCCAGUGUCACCCAAGUGCUAAUUGGCAACUGGAAAAACGUAGGCCACAAAUCAGAGGAGCAAGCUGCCUUCCUCGCUAUGAAUGAAGAAGAACUAGCUCAGCUGGCUGCCUAUGAUCUGGGGCCAAAGGUGCUAUCUUUAGACCAGAAGAACUAUUUUGUGGAACUGAAAAACUUGCCCACCAGCCUCCACCUGAGGGCCUAUGAGCACACCUUAAGCAAACUGCAAGAGAUCAAGAAACAAACCUCGGAGAUCUUUUCUGAGCUGCAAGAGACCCUCAAACUGAUUCAAGAGGUCAAAGAGAACAUGGAGAAGAGCCAUGCCCAGGAAGAGGGGCUGAACUGCAGGCAGUCCCAGGAGACUAACCAAAGUGAGCUUCCAGAGUCCAGGCUUCUCCCCAGAGCUCGAAGCCUAGUCCAACAGCUGCAUGCCAACUACAGGGUCCUGGGCACCAGUCUCCAAGGCCUCCCCAGUGAGUUUCAGCAAGGGAUUCAGCGGGCACGCUAUUGUGUUGGAGAGCUUCAUGGACUCCUUGCCAUUGCUCGAUCAUUUUGGGAUCUGUCUUCCAUGGAGCUGGCCCAGAGUCGUCAGAGCCUGAACCAGACAUGGCUGGGGCUAGAGGGGCUCAUGGAGGGCCUGGCCUAUAUGACUCCACUCACCUGGCUGAUGGGACCCUUCCCGAUAACUAAAGAGUAAAAUGCUGGGGAAAGUCUCUUUCCCCCUCCCACAAGUGCUGAACUGGGGAGUAAAACCACCCUGUGCUUUAAGGUGCCCUGUGCCUGACCUUCCCUGAAUCUCAUCCUUCCACUCUUCCCCACCCCUUUUACCUUCAAAGGCCUUCCUUCUUCUUUGGCUAGUUGCCCAAGGCCUGACUCUGCUUUGCUGCAGGAAGAAGCUGAGGCCUAGGCUGGGGUCAGGGCAAUGCUAAGCAAAAGGGAGCAGCUGUUGAGGCUUGCCUUCAUGCUCCUUCCUUUCCUUCUCAUCACAAAUAUUUCACAUCCCUCACAUUGCCAUCCCAUACCUGUAGCCCUUGCCUUUUUCCAGUCUCUUUCCAAGGAGCUGGGGUGAAAAGGAAGAGUCAGAGAAUUUUGGUCUAAUCUCAGAAACACCAAAUUUCAAAAAGCAUUUAGUACAAUAUCCCUUGACAAAGAGUCCUUUGGUCUUCAUUGAAGACCCCCGAUGAUGGGAAAUUGACUACAUCCCUAAAAGUCCAUUCCAUUUUUGGAAGCCUCUUAUUGCUAAGAACUUUGCAAGAGAUCUCCUAAACUUUUGGAUUAAGAAACCAAGUGGGUGCAAGGCAAGGGAGAGAAGGUCCUUAGUCUCUAGAAUCAAUGUCAAGAUGAAUCUACCCUCCUGGGCCCUAGGUAGCUAGGGCUUUCAAAUGAUUAAAAAAAAAAAGUGAUAGUUGA
Monodelphis domestica (gray short-tailed opossum) is the source of this 7278-nucleotide messenger RNA. It is a transcript of the gene PLIN4, whose product is annotated as perilipin 4. Gene Ontology annotation, cellular component: plasma membrane. NCBI's taxonomy places the organism in Eukaryota, Metazoa, Chordata, Mammalia, Didelphimorphia, Didelphidae. The record is from RefSeq and is a predicted model, not a curated record.